Messenger RNA from Lodderomyces beijingensis, 3825 nucleotides. NCBI's taxonomy places the organism in Eukaryota, Fungi, Ascomycota, Pichiomycetes, Serinales, Debaryomycetaceae. The record is from the annotation of a GenBank genome assembly.
AUGAACAACACCAGAUCAAGAAUUGCGACUGAAUCGGAAUUGGAAUCCGAGUUGCAAUUGGAACCAGAGUCUAGGACGGGUUUACAAAAAGUUAAAGCAUCAAAAAUGCAGACUCUUUUCAUCAAAUUGAGCAACAUCCACUGUGCUGAGUGCGAAGUUACAAUAAAAAAAGUUUUAUCGCAUUUUUUCAAGUUGAAUGUGAUUACCAACGAUGAGGUUAUCACCGAGCUGAACGUCACUAAUGAACUCGUCAGCAACAAUGAGGUCUUCUAUGUGCUCAAUAACUCAAUAGUGAAGCUAUACGGAAAUGACAAGACCCAUCUCAGACAGGACUUGCCAAAAAUUGUGAGGAGGUUGGAGAAAUUGGGAUUCGAUGUCAUCAUGUGGGAGUAUCUUGCAAAUGAUGAAGUGAGAGAAACAUCGUUGGAUGCUGAAGCAAACCAGGAUCUCGAGGCUGAUGCGCAUGGCGUUGGACAUGCCACCGAUGGGUUCUUUGAUCUCAUGGGUUUCUAUCACAAGUAUCUUGCGCGUAAAUCCACCAAACAGCACUUGAAGUUUUGCAAGGUUUGUCAGCUGCUGAGUGUGGGUGACUCCUCCGACGGGAGGAGGAAAUCCGUGGAACAAGGGCACGAGGCGUCUUCGCUUGAAACCAAAGUUGAACCAGCGAGCCAGCAGGAGUUUAGAGCUUCUUUCAUGGUAAGUGGCAUGACCUGUGCCUCGUGCGUCAAUACUGUUAACGACACUUUGAAGAAUGUCUUAACUGACCACGCUGCAAAACCAGUUGAUGGAGCACUACAGGAGCCAAACUAUUCUGUCAACUUGUUGCAGCAGUCGGUUGUUGCCAUCAUUCCCAAUAAGCAGCUCAUCAAUCAGAUCAUUGCCGGCAUCAACGAUUUGGGCUUUGAGUGCAAAUUGGUCGAAGUGUUGCCGGUGCAGAGAUCCAUCAACACCAAAAUCACGGCACUAAUCGGCGGGAUGACCUGCGCCUCCUGUGCAAACUCAAUCUAUGCGGCGGUAAAGGAGUUGCCGUUUGUGUUGGAGAGCGGCAUCAACGUCGUGACCAAAAAUGCCCAGUUUGUGUUGGCGGAUGACAAUGCCCAUGAGAAUUUAAAGUUGCUUCAAACUGCAGUCGAAGAUUGCGGGUUUGAUUUUGAAGUGGUGGCCAAUGAGAAAAUCAACUACACAUCGGGAAAGCAGAAACCGAGAACGAUCAACAUCAAAAUUGAUGGCAUGUUUUGCAAUCAUUGUCCCGAGAUUGUUACGAAAUACUUGUCGCACUACGGAGACGCGGCUGUUGUCAUAAACGACCCGAUUACUUUGCAGCACCCGAUCAUCAAAUUCACUUAUGUACCUAGCGGCGAUGUGACUGUACGGAAAUUCUUACACGAUUUGAACCAUUUGAAAGAUGACGGAGAAGGGGAUUACAAAAUCGCCAACGAGCCGGGCUCUUUCUCCUGUGAGCUUGUGAAACCAACCUCUGUGGAUGAACACGUUCGAAAAUUGGCACAGCGGGAAUUGAUGAACUUGGCCUUGAGAUUGGUGCUCGCAACGUUGUUUGCCAUUCCAACAUUUGUCUUUGGCAUUGUGGCAAUGUCGCUUUUGCCCAAAACACAUGCGUUCAGAAUGUGGGUUGAGGACCCGAUCUGGGUAGGCAACGUUUCCAGGGCCACCUGGAUACUCUUUAUCUUGGCCACACCGGUGUAUUUUUUCGCUGCUGAUACAUUCCAUCGGAAAGCAAUCAAGGAAAUCAAGUCGCUUUGGUUUCACAAAAAUUCAUUCAAGCAGAGGAUUUUCAAGUUUGGCUCGAUGAACUUGUUGAUGAGUCUCGGUACUACGGUUGCGUAUUUUGCAAGCAUCGCUUUAUUGGCAUUGAGUGCCAAACAACAUCCAGAAACCCACCAUGGCUUCCACACAACCUACUUUGAUGCGGUUGUGUUUCUCACAUUUUUCUUGCUUAUUGGCAAGUUGUUGCAGAGUUACUCGAAAACCAAGACUGCUGAUGCCGUUUCUCAGUUGGGCAGCCUCAAGCAGACAGAAGCUACAUUGCUUGAACAAGUUGAUGACGGCAGGUUUGAAAAUGACCAAAGAGUAGAUUUGGAAUGGUUGGAGGUUGGUGAUUACGUCAAGGUUGGACACGGCGAGUCUCCUCCUGUGGAUUGCGUGAUUAUCGAAGGUGAAUCCAAGUUUGACGAGAGUGCACUCACUGGUGAAUCAACACCAGUAAGUCACACUGAAGGUCACCAAAUCUUUUCAGGGACCGUUAAUAUCGGCCCCAAUUCGGUCAUUGGUAAAGUCACUAGCUUGGAAAACGAUUCAUUGUUAAGUCAGAUUGUAAACACUGUUAGGGAUGGGCAGUUGAGGAAAGCGCCGAUGGAGAGAACAGCCGACUUGAUCACUGGCUAUUUUGUCCCCGUUAUUGUUGCUCUUGCUCUCAUCACUUGGGUUGUCUGGCUUGCAUUGGGCCAUAGCGGCGCCUUGCCUGAAUCCUACCUUGAUAUAGAUAUAGGCGGCUGGACUGUCUGGUCGUUGGACUUUGCCAUUGCAGUAUUUGUUAUCGCUUGCCCCUGUGGUAUCGGUUUGGCAGCACCAACGGCGUUGUUUGUGGGCUCGGGCUUGGCUGCAAAGCAUGGUAUAUUGGCCAAGGGCGGUGGUGUUGCUUUCCAAGAUGGGGCCAACGCCAACGUUGUAUGUUUUGACAAGACUGGAACUUUGACCAGAGGCGAGUUGUCUUUUACCAAUUACUCAUUCACUCUGGCAAGCAAGAGCCACGUGUUGAAACGCUUUGGACUUCAAUUGGCUCGUGAUUUGGAAGUUGCCUCGGGCCACCCUUUGGCCAAGGCUAUAAGGAUGUUUGUUGAUUAUAUGUGCCAAGAACAAACGGUUGAGUUGCUGGGAAACAAGGUGCCAACAGUGGAAACUGUCCCUGGAAAGGGGCUCAGGGGACUGAUUGUGUACGACGAGAAUGAAGAUAGCGAUUGGAGCAAGUACCAACCCACAGACGCGAUAUUGGGCAAUGAAAAAUUGUUUGAAGAUUACGGCGUUGCAAUCACAGAUAAUCAGAAGCGUAUGUUGACGAGGUGGAAAACCGAAUGCAAGUCGGUGAUCUUGAUUGGUGUUCAAUGUCCCCAAAUUUACAACGACAGCGAGUACCAUUUAAUCUUGAUGUUGGCCGCUAGAGACCAACUCCGGCCAGAGACCAAGCAAGUAAUUUCAGUGCUUCACUCCAAGAGUAUUGAGACUUGGAUGAUCACUGGCGACAACAAGCUCACUGCCGAUGCGAUUGCAAAGGAAAUCGGCAUCACCAAUGUUGUAAGCGAGGUUCUCCCGGACGAAAAAGAGGCCCAGAUCAAGCGCAUCCGGCAGUUGAAAGAUGCAGAUGGCGCGCAACGAACCAAAUGCGUGAUUGCUAUGGUUGGCGAUGGGAUCAAUGAUGCUCCCGCGUUAGCCUCGGCCGACGUGGGGAUCGCGUUGAGUUCAGGCGCUGAUCUCGCCGUCACCUCGAGCGAUUUCAUAUUGUUGAACAAGUUGCAUCCGUUGAUUUGCUUGGUCACCUUGUUUGAGUUAUCGCGCACCGUUUUCCGCCGUGUCAAGUUCAAUUUCGCGUGGAGCUUGGUCUACAACAUGGUUGGUAUCCCUAUUGCCGCGGGUGUCAUCUACCCUUACAAGAACUCGAGGUUGGAUCCAGUGUGGGCUAGUGCUGCGAUGGCCUUGUCGUCAGUCAGCGUGGUUCUCAGUUCCUUGGCAUUGAGAUUUUACAAGCCUGGGUUGAACGCUAGUGAUUUCAAGUUGAGCGAGGAGGAGAGGAUACUCCCAAUUGAAGAGUGA